AUGACUUCAUCAAUCGAAACAUUAUCAAUUGAAUUAAUUUAUCGAAUUUUGUCUUAUAUUGAUGAUGUGACAAUUGUUUUAUCUUGUCGAAAUGUUUGUCAAAGAUUAAAUUCAAUUAUUGAAACAUAUGAAAGAUAUCAAAAAAUGAAUUUAAUUCAUUUAAGAUCGAAUCGAAUUUCAUCAAAUUGUCUUCUUUGUUUGGGAAAUAUUUUACGAAGAAAUCAAGUUUUAAAAAUAUUGAAAAUUGAUUGUGUUCAAUUGAAUACACAAGCUGACCAAGAUUUAUCCGAGGAAUUAUUAAAAAAUCAAACUUUAACAACACUUUAUCUUUGUUGGAAUCGAAUAAGUUCUCAAGGAAUUCAAAGUUUAGCUAAUGUUAUCUUACAUAAUCAAACACUGAUCGAACUUCAUAUCGAAGGAAAUCAUCUCGAUUCUGAAGGAAUUAAACAUUUAAGUUAUUCUCUUCAAUUUAAUCAAGUAAAUCAAUCAACUAAUUCAAUAUUGNCGCUGAGAAUUGUGAAUAAUCACAAGGAUCUGAAAUAUUUAUUAAAUUGUUGUUCGAAUUAUUUUUUGUUGAUGUCCAUAACAUUCCAGCAAUACCAGCCAUUUGUAAAUGAAAUGUUUUCGCUGGAUCUGCUACACUAUAACCAAUACAAAAACCAAUAUCAAUUUUUGGAUCAUAUAAUGCAAAGAACCACCAUUCUCGAUAUAAAACUGAAAUUAAUGGAUCUUUUUUAUGAAGAUAUCGAUAACCAUCACUUUCCAUAUUAA
This is a messenger RNA of Adineta ricciae, 771 nucleotides long. The record is from the annotation of a GenBank genome assembly. NCBI's taxonomy places the organism in Eukaryota, Metazoa, Rotifera, Eurotatoria, Adinetida, Adinetidae.